AUGAAUUCUUUUUCAUAUUUCUCAUUCUUAAGGCGUCGUGAUCGCCCUCCUUCUGCAGCUUCUGCUUCCCCACCUUCGCCACCACCCUCAAUUCCAUCAAUACUGGCGUCCGAGCCAGGGCCCUUGCCCUUGGCUCCAGCGCUCCUAGGCCUUGGUCUCGAUGAUUGUUUCGCUGAUGCAUUUGACCCCGUGAUUGGAAAUCAGUGUGACUCUACUACUGCUACCGGCGCUCCUUAUCUUUUAUCCUAUGAUCAGAUCACUAAUAUUGGCCUCGUCGAUUCACUAAUGCCCCAUUCGCUGUAUCAGCAUCACCACAAUUACAGCCAUACUUGCCAACCUCAACUUCAACCACAACAGCAGUUAGCUGCUACCGCAUCGCAGCCUACAACAGAGUCUGCUAUGUUUGUAGCUAACUCGAAUUGUCUAAUGUUGCAGGUUCCCGGGCACCAACCAUCAACUCCAGCCUUAUUCUCUCAUCCUCAGGGUCAGAAUCUGCAUCUGAAAGAUCAAUCUAGUCGGUCUUCGUUUAUAUCCGUCCCAUCAGUAACUGGAGAAAAUCUUCCAUUGGGUCGGUGCCACUUUCCUUCUAGCCAUUGUGUGAUUUCUCGUCCUAUCCUGCCAUGCACUGCUACAGCUUCGGCCAUCGUCAACAAAAACGAUGGCGGUUGCUGUAGAACCUGUACUGGAGUUUGUUGCAGUUCUGAGAGAGAAGCUAUAGCUCCUUGUUGUAAGCCAUUUAAUCAAGCAGAACUUCAUUUAAAUGUUCCUUCUGGCGGGAAUCCAAUAUCUUCUGGGCACCAU
Protopolystoma xenopodis is the source of this 801-nucleotide messenger RNA. Lineage: Eukaryota; Metazoa; Platyhelminthes; Monogenea; Polystomatidea; Polystomatidae. The record is from the annotation of a GenBank genome assembly.